CGGUCUGAGCCCCCCCCCUCCCCUCCUCCCGUGUGCUGACCAGACGAUCAGUCCUGACCUGGUAGAACACGAAUGGCCCAGGGAAGCCACCAGAUUGACAUUCAGGUUUUGCAUGACCUGCGCCAGAAAUUCCCAGAAGUCCCCGAGGGUGUCGUGUCACAGUGUGUUUUAAAGAACAACAACAACUUAGACGCCUGCUGUGAAUACCUUUCCCAGGUCAGUCCAGGAUACUUGUACAGCGAAGGAGAGAACCUCAGCUUCUCCGACGAUCCCAGCUUAACCCGCUUCCGCAAUCACAUGACCCAGCUGAACCUGGGCCUGCAGUCUCAGAAUGUGCAUGCGGCCCCAGUGCGGGACGGCUUGAGGAUGAACGGCAGCCGGACUCUGGCCCACAGCCUGAGCGACGGGCCCCUCCAGACGGGCCAGGCCCCGAACAGUGACUUCUUUCAGCAGGAGUCGCAGUCAGCCCCUGCGCAGGUGCCCUCCAGCCUUAAUGUUUUCAGCGUGAUGGAGCCCACACGCAAGCCACAGCCCCCCCAGCACCUGGGACUCUACCCUUUGGGCGUCAAGGGAAUGACCACGGGCCCCCAGCAAACGCCCCGCUUCAACCCCAUCACCGUUACCCUGGCCCCUAACAUCCAGACGGGCCGCAACACCCCUACUUCUUUGCACAUACAUGGCGGGCCCCAGUCGGGCCUGAGCAGUCCACAGGGUAACUCCAUCUACAUCAGGCCUUAUGUUAGCCAGUCUGGUACGACCCGGCAGAACCAGCAGCAAGGUGGCAGGGCCCAAUACAGCCCCACCUCUCAGCCCCAGCAGCAGAUCUACCAGAUCUCCCACCCUUCCUCCUCCCAGCCUGGCUCCUGGACGGGCCCGCAACAUGCCUCUUCACAUACCUCACAGCACCAGACCCAGGGCCAUCAGACAUCCCAUGUCUACAUGCCCAUCAGCUCCCCGACAAAUCCCCAGGCCCCUUCCAUCCUCCAAACGCCCCCUGGAGGCCAGGCCUCCUCUUCCGGUGUCUCCUCUUUAUCAUCUUCCUCAUCCUCCUCUUCUGUCAUGCCCACCACCCUGUCCACCUUCGGCCAGUACAACAUCCAGAACAUCUCCACCGGCCCGCGCAAGAACCAGAUUGAGAUCAAACUUGAAUCUCCGCAGAGGAGCAACUCCACAACCACCACGGCCGUCCUGCGGACCAGCAGUGGACCACGCUCUUCCUCAUCCACCUCCUCCUCCUGCCCUUCCUCCUCUUCUUCCUCUGGCGGGGUGUGCACAGGCCCCACCACCCCUCUUUCCAUUGGAGGCCCGGGCCUGAGCCGCAGCCAGCCAACUGUUUACAUCUCUGCCAGUCCCCCCACUGCUGCUACCACCCCGUCCGAGGAGGGCGUCAUGGCGCCGGUCGGCUCCCGCUCCCAGCCCAAGUUUUACAUAUCUGCCAAUGCCUCCAGCGACGACGGCGGGGGCAGGAACCCCCCCACGGUCUACAUCUCAGCCAACCCCCCCAUGCAGGGGCCUCCGGGAGCCAGGAACAUGGGGGGCGGGGUGAGCAUGGGCCCUGCCUACAUUCACCACCACCCACCCAAGUCCCGAGCCUCCGUGGGUGGGGUGGGCCCAGCGUCUUCGCCUCGCGUGGUUGUGACCCAGCCCAACACCAAGUACACUUUCAAAAUCACCGUGUCCCCCAACAAACCACCGGCCGUCUCACCGGGGGUCGUGUCCCCCACGUUUGAGCCCACCAACCUUCUCAGCCUCCCCUCAGACCACCACUUUGCGGAGCCGGACCCCCUCCACCUGUCGGACCCGCUGUCGGCGCAUAGGGAGAGGCCCAGCGAGCCUCGUCGACUUAGCAUGGGCUCGGAUGAUGCAGCCUACACACAAGCCCUCUUGAUCCACCAGAAGGCCCGCAUGGACAGGCUGUGGCACGAGCUGGAGCUGAAGAGGAAGAAGCUGGAGAAGCUAAAAGAGGAGGUGAACGAGAUGGAGAAUGACCUCACCAGGAGACGGCUGGCGAGGUCCAACUCGGCCUCCCAAAUCCCCUCGAUUGAGGAGAUGCAACAGUUGAGAUAUAAAAACCGGUUACUGCAGAUUGACAUCGACUGCCUCACCAAGGAAAUCGACCUCCUGCAAACAACAGGGCCCAAUUUCAAUCCCAGUGCAAUCCACAACUUUUACGACAACAUCGGAUUCCUUGGCCCCGUCCCACCCAAACCCAAAGGUACUUUAUCCGUUGAUUCAAGUGGCAAGGGCGUGCGGCCCACGGCGGACCAGGAGGAAGACGAGGGGACACAGUGGAACUGCACAGCCUGCACCUUCCUCAACCACCCCGCCCUCAACCGCUGUGAACAGUGCGAGUUUCCACGGCACUUCUGAGCCAGUCAGGGCCAUAACACACAGCCGGCCGCCCAACAACCAAUCACAAGCCCCCACCCCCACUAACACACACACACACACACACACGUCUGCCCUCUGACCCCACCCUGCUCAUCAGCCUCCCUUGCUUUGACAGCGAACAAGCGAUGGUGUUUAGCGGGGAUAAAGAAAAAUUCCCUUUGUUUCC
Lampris incognitus (smalleye Pacific opah) is the source of this 2557-nucleotide messenger RNA. RefSeq names its product TGF-beta activated kinase 1 (MAP3K7) binding protein 2 (gene tab2). Gene Ontology annotation, biological process: positive regulation of protein kinase activity. Gene Ontology annotation, molecular function: K63-linked polyubiquitin modification-dependent protein binding; ubiquitin binding. The transcript has 6 exons. Bases 73 to 2370 code for a protein of 765 amino acids. The record is from RefSeq and is a predicted model, not a curated record. Lineage: Eukaryota; Metazoa; Chordata; Actinopteri; Lampriformes; Lampridae.